AUGUCCCUGGUGCCGGAGCCUCGCAUUUCUGGUUCUUACUUCGUUCAGUUAACGUCCAGAAGCCGACACAUUUCUUACAGCAAUGGGGCCGAGUUUUGUUUCUCGAUCUACGACGCAGACGGUACCAACGUAAUCGACGCAGUCGAUCUAGGAAAUGUAUUACGAGCGCUAAAUUUAAACCCGACAAACGCAGCGAUCGAGCGACUUGGAGGAACCACCAAACGAGGAGAGAAGAAAAUUACCGUCGAAGAAUUUUUACCGAUUUUCGAACAAGCCAAAACCGACAAAGACCAGGGAGGUUACGAGGAUUUCCUCGAGUGUCUAAAAUUGUACGACAAGCAAGAAAAUGGCACCAUGCUUGGAGUUGAGCUUUCUAACAUGCUUUUGACUGUUGGUGAGAAAUUAGAAGAUGCUCAAGUAGAAGAAGUUUUAGGUGAAUGUAUGGAUCCAGAAGACGAAGAUGGAUUUAUUCCCUAUGCACGUGAGAAAUUAGAAGAUGCUCAAGUAGAAGAAGUUUUAGGUGAAUGUAUGGAUCCAGAAGACGAAGAUGGAUUUAUUCCCUAUGCACCUUUUCUUCGUCGAUUGUGUGAACGGGCCGCUGCUGAAGCAGAGUAA
This is a messenger RNA of Cotesia congregata, 615 nucleotides long. The record is from the annotation of a GenBank genome assembly. Lineage: Eukaryota; Metazoa; Arthropoda; Insecta; Hymenoptera; Braconidae.